UUUUUUUUUUCUUUUCUUCUUUUCCCCCUCAUUUAUACAUAAAAAUAAAAAAAAUAUUUAAUUUUAUUAACCCAGCACCCCUUGUCAAAUACCAAUGUUGAUUGCAACAAGAGCCCAUUCAUUGUUAAAAGCCACUAUUUGUAAACGCUUUAUAGCCACUGAAGCAAUUACCAACGACGAUGUUAUUCACAGAGUAGAUUUACGAGUGGGAAAAAUUGUUCAAAUUCAACAGCAUUCAGAAGCUAAUCACUUGUUUAUUGAGCAAGUUGAUUUAAAUACAGAGCCUACAGACUCAAUUCCCAAUCCACGUACAAUUGUUAGUGGCCUUGCACCUUUUAUGCCAAUGGAUUCACUUUUGAACAAAUCUGUCAUUGUAGUGAGCAAUCUCAAACCCAGUAAGUUUCGAGGUGUUUUAUCUCAGGGCAUGCUUUUAGCAUGUUCAUCUGCUGAUAAUAAAUCUGUGCAAUUACUUUCUCCACCCGAGAAUAGUGUAAUUGGAGAACGUGUUCAGUUACAAGGUGUAGAAUGGCAAGGACAAGUAGAUGCUGUGUUAAAGCCCAAGCAAAAGGUAUUCGAGCAGGUCGUCCCUUUCUUAAAGACGAACGAAGAUGGUAUUGCAACUUAUAAGGGCAUCCCAUUCACCACUUCUGCAGGUGAAGUUACUGGGGACAUUAAAAAUGCUCAAAUAUCAUAGAUUCUCGUUUUAAGCGAUAAAUAAAGCCCAACUUUGUUCUUUUCAUUAAUAA
Mucor mucedo is the source of this 746-nucleotide messenger RNA. RefSeq lists its product as uncharacterized. The transcript has 3 exons. Gene Ontology annotation, molecular function: tRNA binding; tyrosine-tRNA ligase activity. NCBI's taxonomy places the organism in Eukaryota, Fungi, Mucoromycota, Mucoromycetes, Mucorales, Mucoraceae. The record is from RefSeq and is a predicted model, not a curated record. Bases 95 to 694 code for a protein of 199 amino acids.